Messenger RNA from Colletotrichum truncatum, 1257 nucleotides. RefSeq names its product cystathionine gamma-synthase. Lineage: Eukaryota; Fungi; Ascomycota; Sordariomycetes; Glomerellales; Glomerellaceae. The record is from RefSeq and is a predicted model, not a curated record. Gene Ontology annotation, biological process: transsulfuration. Gene Ontology annotation, cellular component: cytoplasm. Gene Ontology annotation, molecular function: carbon-sulfur lyase activity; pyridoxal phosphate binding.
AUGGCUGCAAACAUCCCCGCGGACGGCACUGCCACCCCGGCUGCCGGCCCCGGCUCGGCCCCGGCCGAUGACCUGCGGAAGUUGUCCCUCGCAACCCGUUCUGUUCAUGCCGACGACGGCAUCAGCGCCCACCGCGCCAUCGCGCCGGCUAUUCACGUCUCGACGACGUUCAAAUACACCCCUAACCCGGACGAACUCCGGGCAGGGGAGAACACUGACCCCAACGCCCCAGGAGACUCACACAUCUACUCUCGGUACUCGACCCCGAACACGACCCGCUUCGAGGCCGUCCUGUCUUCCGUCCUCGGUGGUCCCUCCCUGACGUACUCUUCGGGCCUGUCCGCCUUCCACGCCAUGCUCGUCUACCUCAACCCCAAGCGUGUGGCCAUCGGCGGUGGUUACCACGGCUGUCACGGCGUCAUCCGCAUUCUGACCAAGCUCAACGGGCUGAAACAGCUCGAGAUCGACGAGGCGUCGCUGGACCAGCUUGAGGCCGGCGAUGUCCUGCACAUCGAGACGCCGCUGAACCCCACCGGUGAGGCCCGCAACCUGGCGUAUUAUGCCGAGAGGGCGCACAAGGUCGGUGCGUAUCUCACUGUCGACGCGACGUUCGCGCCGCCUCCGCUGCAGAACCCCUUCGACUUUGGCGCGGACAUCGUCAUGCACUCCGGCACGAAGUACUUUGGCGGCCACUCGGAUAUGCUCUGCGGUGUGUUGUCGGUCAACCCUUCCCGCGCGGAGAAGUGGCUUCCCGAGCUGAUUGUUGAACGGUGCUACAUCGGCAGCGUCAUGGGAGGUUUGGAGGGCUGGUUGGGCGUCCGGUCGUUACGCACGCUCGAGCUGCGCGUCGAGAGGCAGAGCAAGUCCGCGACGAACCUCGUCCGCUGGCUCGACGAGGAGAUCCGCAACAACCCCAGCGGCGUCGUCGGCAGCGUCGUCGACAAGGUCGUCCACGCGAGUCUGCAGAAGGACGAGUGGGUGCAGAAGCAGAUGCCCGGCGGUUUCGGUCCCGUCUUCGCCAUCUGGUUGAAGGACGCCGAGGACGCCAAGAGGCUGCCGAGCAAGAUGGAACUCUUCCACCACGCCACUUCCCUCGGUGGCGUCGAGAGCUUAAUUGAGUGGCGUGCUAUGAGCGACCCUAGCUGCGACAAGCAGCUGCUUCGCGUCAGCAUUGGCGUCGAGGGGUGGGAGGACCUGAGGGAUGAUUUGGUUCAAGGCUUCAAGAAGCUGGCUGAAGAGAAGAAGGCCAGGUCGUAG